Messenger RNA from Ornithodoros turicata, 2264 nucleotides. RefSeq lists its product as uncharacterized. The transcript is spliced from 4 exons. NCBI's taxonomy places the organism in Eukaryota, Metazoa, Arthropoda, Arachnida, Ixodida, Argasidae. Gene Ontology annotation, biological process: chromosome segregation. The record is from RefSeq and is a predicted model, not a curated record. The coding region runs from base 116 to 775 and encodes 219 amino acids. Gene Ontology annotation, cellular component: Ndc80 complex.
AUCCAAUCCAUUUAUCGGAUUACAAAGCGGCUACCGGCUUGUCGGCGCGCGGUUGUUGAUUUGUGGAAAAAGAGACAACCAGCGUAGUAUACAAACAUUUACAAAGACCAAAGGAAUGGCGUUUGGCGACUAUUCUAUCGAAGUUGAUCGUUUCUUCAGAGAAUGUGAAGCUCAGCAAGGCAAUGAUAUUGCAGAAACAGAAGCCUUAUUACGGCAAUUGGAGAAUGACUUGUGCCUGUCGGUUGAAGCAGCUGGUACUGCAACGAAACAACUGUUGAAAGCCUCCGUAGAAGUUAGAAAUUUACAAGAAAAGCUAAACGAGGAGCAGAAGUUACUCGAAGCAGCAAAGUCCGAACACGAGCGAGUGCUGGAGCACGUUGACGCGCUGAAGUGCACCCUCUCGAAAAAGGAAAAGCUUCUGGAGCACCACAGAGAGGCAGUCGAUCUGCUGAAGACAAGGCACACUGACUUCUACGAGGCAUACAAAGAGCGCAUCGACAUAGUCAGGGACUGGGCUGGAUUCAGAAUUUGUCCGAGGUCAGGAAACGAGAUCAAGUUUGCUUUCACUCUCAUAGACCCGGAACAGCCGUCCGAGGAAUAUAGCUUUGUGCUUGCUCUGGAAGACGGAAACUACAGGGCCAUCGAAAGUAAUCCGGUGGUACCGCAGUUUCCAGACCUUGUUGAUGAUCUAAAUCGGCACCAACGCCUCGGUCAGCUUGUGAAGACGAUGCGACAGCUUUUCUGCAAUCGACACGUAGCACACCACGGUGAUUGAGCGACUGUUGGGAUGGACUUCUUGGAAUAUUGUACAUAUGGACAGUGCUUUCUAAUCUUGACUAUUGCGCAAGUAUACUUUACGACUUUACGUUAAAGUUUCCGUUGCAUAACGUUCUAGAGGCUCCAAAUGAUUUUUAAAGACUUGUCGUUACAGUUGCACUGCAUGGUAACUUUCUCGCGUCCUUUUUAAUUUUAAUUCAUUUUAAUUGUAGCAGAGGAGAAGAAAAGAUUACAUUGUAUCGAACAUUGUAAAUUGUUACCCAUUAUCACAGUGUCUCGCCUCAGUCAUUUGUAGAGGUUACGGCCAUCGAGGAAGAGACAGGAAAGACCGUCCACGUUUUUAAAAUGGUUUUAACAGUUUACUUAACCUUGUUCUCACUAAUUUUUUGGCCAGCCAUAGUGUCUGAACGGAAGAGAGACAGACAAAAAAAAAAAGCAACUGAAGAUAGCCCAGGGUAUUACGACACUACGGUCACUCAGUACUAUCAAGGGAUCGUAAUGUUGCCGUAGAACGUUUGAGUCUGGCAUGGAACGAGUUCUCUGAUAAAGUAUUUAAUCCUGGUAUACUAUAUGGAACGUAGAGAUGGGGCAAAUCCGAAUCCAAGGAAGGUUCUGCAAAUCUUACGAAUCUUUCGAAUCCGUUCUUUAAAAAAAAGCAUUUGAAAAGCCAGGAAAAAGAACUAAUCUACUGAAAAGUGUUUUUAAGCAGAAUUUGAUAUCGUUGUAUAAUAAAAAAACAAAUUAAUUGAUAGUUCACUUUCAGGAGAGAACAUACCCAUGUACUUCUUCUUAAAUGUAUAAUUUAUUUAACGUGUCGUUCAUCGACUACAGGAGAUUACAUAAACUCUCGAGUCUGAAUUCUUUCCAUAAAACUAAGAAACAAUCAAAUGUAAAACCGUGUUACUUUUAAACUUGUAAUGUAAGAGUUCCUGCCUGAACUCUUUUACAGUCCAGAGCAAUGUAAACAAACAUGUUGAAAACACGGCUGAAAGUUUUAAAUUAAUAUAUGCCCGGGACCCGCUGACCAAGCACGCUUUUGGCGGACUCCGGAGGCGCCAGUUUUAAAAAGAAACACACAUUUUUUUGUGUGUGUAUUCGAAAGAUUCAAUUCCCUUUUUUUGCACGGGGAUACGGUUGGCCCAUCCCUAAUGGAAAGUAUAACUCACAUUAUAGUGACUGUUAGAGCUGUGCAAAUAUUCGAAAUUAUUUCGAAUAUGGAACGAACAUCUGAUCCUAUUCGAAUGCUAUUCACCUAUUUUCAGUUAUUCAAAAUUUUCGAAUAUUUUUUCAAUAGUUACAGAAGCGAGGUAUCGCUAUAUCGCCAUCCUGAAAGUGGGCUCUGCCUCAUUACACUCGAGUGUUAGGUGAAGCACACUUUACACUGCUUACAAUAUUAUAUGUCACCAAAGUCUACAGCUUCUGUGACCUUGUGGUCAACACUGUACUCUCUGCAUUGCAUGUUUCAGUAAAUGUGCUCCCAACUUUCA